AUGGGCACGGUCGAGGAGCACGACCAGCCUGUCCGUCCGCUGCAUACGUCUUUUCGAGAUUUCCUCCUGGAUGGCAGUGCGAGUGGUCCUUUCGCUAUUGAGCUGCGAGCCGAGUCGCAUGCGGACCUGGCGGACGCAUGUCUCUGCAUUCUGAACGGCGAGCUGCGCUUCAAUAUUUGCCAGCUGCCUACUUCGUUCUCACUAAACGAGGACAUCGCCGAUCUUCCCAAGCGGAUCGAACAAAACAUGAGCUUGUCCCUGCAGUAUGCUUGCCGUGCGACGGGAAGUCAUCUGGAGCUCAGCUCGAGUGCCCCUGCAGAAAACAUCUCUCCACGCAUCUAUCCUGCUGUGGAACGUUUUCUGCGUCGCGGCUACCUGUUUUGGCUGGAGGCGUGCAGCCUUUUGCAAGCAGAUGAAGGGGCGAUAUCUGAAUUGCAGAGCUAUCUAGCCUGGAGCAGGUCCUACGGUGUGUCAGACUACGAAGAGCUUGUGGCAGACUACCUCAAGUUCUUCAUCCGCUUCAGGGAAGGCAUCAUCGCCUCCGCGCCGCAAGUCUAUAUCAGCGGACUGGUCUUCGCGCCUCGAAAUUCGCAAGUCCGCCGGCUGUAUAGCCCGAUGUUCAGUCGCCUCAUACGCGUAUCUGAACAAGCGAUAGAGGACGACUGGCCUGCGGCGGAGCGCUCGCUAAUCAACGCCGGCAAGGGCGCGUACCAAGUUAUGUUCUCGCCGGAUGGCAGCCGCAUUCUGUCUCGCUUGAGGGACGAUACCGUGCGCGUCUGGGACGCGGACACCGGGCGCCAGAUUGGCGACACCUUCGUGGUCAAGCAUGACGAUGUAACCCUUGUGUGUCUCGCACACGAUGGGUCACAGGUCGUGUCCUGUGCGAAGGACCACACGAUUAAGGUCUGGGACCUAAACACCGGUCAACAAAUCGGCGCGACAGUCACGACACACGACGACUGGAUCGAAUGCGUUGCGUUGUCUUCAGACGGUCGGCAUAUCGUCACUGGCUCGCACGAUCGCACGGUCCGCGUAUGGGACGCGCUGACCGGACGUGCAGUCGGUGAGGCGCUCAGAGGCCAUACAAACAACGUCACGUCCGCUGCGUUCUCUCCAGACGGAAAGCACAUACUAUCAGCGUCCUGGGAUCGAACUAUUCGACUCUGGGAGGUAGUCGCCGUGCCAAAAUCUGUUCACACCUUCAAUGGCCACAGCGACAACGUCAACGUCGUCGUGUUCUCGCCCGAUGGGAAAUACAUCGCGUCCGGAUCCGCAGAUCGCACCGUUCGCGUGUGGGAUGUCGCAUCCGGCCAGCAGGUCGGCCAGCCUUUGAGAGGGCAUGACGAUCAUGUUUGGACGGUCGCAUACUCUUCGGAUGGCAGACAUCUCGUGUCUGGGUCGUAUGACUUCGCUGUCCGGGUCUGGGACGCGGGGACCGGCCAGCAGAUUGGUGCGACUUUGCAAGGCCAUGACGCUUCUGUCAUGUCCGUAGCGCUCUCGCCAAAUGCGAAGUCCAUCGUGUCUGGCUCGGAGGAUCGCACCAUCCGUAUAUGGGACGCACCGAUAAUAGAGCAUCGCGGCGACGACAGGCCAAAGCCCUUAUCCCGUGCGAAUGGCGAGGCGACACUAUCGCCAUUGUCAGCUGACGGAGCUGCAGGGCACACGGACUGGGUCAACUGCGUCGCCUUCUCUCCUGACGGAAAAUGCAUAGCAUCCGGCUCAAUCGACUGCACUGUACGUCUAUGGGAUGUGGCGACGUACCAUCAAAUCGGCCAGUCACUAGAAGGGCAUACAGCCCAGGUGAACUGCGUCGCCUUCUCUCCGGAUAACAAACGCCUGUUGUCCGGGUCCAGCGACGGCUCAAUCCGGCUGUGGAACGUCGAGACGGGGGCGCAGUCCUCGCAAGUCUUUGAUGGCCACCGCGGCCAUAUACUUGCUGUGGCUUACUCACCCGACGGCACGUUGAUCGCGUCCGGCUCGCAGGAUAGCACCUUUCGUCUCUGGGAUGCAACGACGGGCGAAACCGUUGACGAGCUCAAGGGACAUGGCGGCGGCGUUGCUUGCAUCGGUUUCUCACCGGACGGCAAGCUUGUUGCUUCCGGUUCGCAGGAUCACACAAUCUGUAUAUGGGACGUAGCAAGUAGGAAACAGCUAGGAGAGUCGCUCGCCGAGCACGAAGCGUCCGUCACGUCCAUCGCUUUCUCUCCAGACGGCAAGCAAAUCGUUUCCGGCUCGCAUGAUCAAACACUGCGAGUUUGGGACGUCGCGUCGAGGACGCAAGUGGGCGACGCGCUCACAGAGCACGACCACGGCGUCUUUGGAGCUGGGGAUCUCGUCUUCGGGGAGGUUAACUCUGUUGCAUUCUCCUGCGAUGGCAAACGAAUCGUGUCCGGCUCCAGUGAUCGCACCAUUAUCAUUUGGGACGCAGAGACGAGGGAACCUAUAACGGAACCACUGAGAGGGCACGAUGGCUUAAUCACCUCUGUGGCGCUCUCUCCAGACGGAAGGACAAUCGUGUCGGGCUCCGCAGAUCAUACGAUCCGAAUCUGGAGUGCGCCCGCAGGCGACGUCGACACCUUGCAGGCGGAGCCUCACUACGAGAUCGCUUCGCAGCUCGACUUCAAACGCACUUCAGGCUGGCUUCAAUCCGGAACCGACGUGUGCUUUGACUGGAUCGUUGACCUGGUCGGCAUGGAUCAGAUGGACUUUUCCGACGACGAGGAUGAGGAGCUUGACCUUGCGCGCAUUUUGUGGAUACCACGACACCUUCGCCCCUUACCAUUUAUAUUUUCCCCUCAUCAUCGAUCUAUGGUACCGUCAGCCCAGCCUCAUGUCUCUGUAGAUAUAUCUGGAGCUGCACUGGGGAAGGAUUGGACUCAACUGUAUUCACUUGUCAACUCUAGAAGCAGUGCAUUAUCAUAG
This is a messenger RNA of Schizophyllum commune H4-8, 2922 nucleotides long. RefSeq names its product WD40 repeat-like protein. Gene Ontology annotation, molecular function: protein binding. The transcript is spliced from 3 exons. The record is from RefSeq and is a predicted model, not a curated record. The coding region runs from base 1 to 2922 and encodes 973 amino acids. Lineage: Eukaryota; Fungi; Basidiomycota; Agaricomycetes; Agaricales; Schizophyllaceae.